CCCUUUCUCUCUCCAACACUUCUCUCCCCCCUGCUCCUGCUAUGUCUCUUUUGUAGCCAAAGUAGCUCGCUGAACCAAUCCACCGCAGUGCCUGGGACAGAUUGACUGAAAGAGAGAGUGAGGGAUUUAGAGGAUGGGUAAGGGGGCUUAAGGGAAAACACACAGAAGAGAGAGAGAGGGAGAGAGUCCAAAACCAACCAAGCCUCCCUGGUGUGAGGUUUCUUGGCUACUGACGUGUGCGCACGACUCUCGUGGCAGGAUGAGUUCAUGUAGCAGCCGUGCGUUGACCAUCCUGUCCACGGUGUUCGGGGCCUGCGGGCUGCUGCUGGUGGGGGUGGCCGUGUCCACAGACUACUGGCUGAUCAUGGUGGAGGGCAUCAUCCUGCAGCAGAAUCAGAGCAUGGAGGUGAAGAUGGCGCUACAUUCAGGCCUCUGGAGAGUUUGCUUCGUGGCUGGAGCAGAAAACGGGAGAUGUGUCGCAUCGGAGUACUUCACUGAACCUGAUAUUGAGAUCACCACUGAAAACACUGCAAAUAUCCUCAAGAUGGUACGGACCGCCACACCCUUCCCCAUGGUGUCGCUGCUCUUCGUCUUCACGGCCUUCGUCAUCAGUAACAUCGGACACAUCCGGCCUCAGCGCACUAUCCUGGCCUUUGUGUCCGGCAUCUUCUUCAUCCUCUCAGGUGGGACUCAUUACUCAUGUCCAGCUGUCGUCACACCUUCGCUCUUGUUCCUGCUUCAUUCACUGUCUCAGGGGGCCGGGGUGAUGUCAGUCUAUCUGUUUAUGAAGCGCUACGCCGAGGAGGAGAUGUACCGCCCCCACCCUGCACUCUACCGCCCCCGCCUGUCCGAGAGCAGUGACUACAGCGGCCAGUUCCUACACCCAGAAUCCUCCUGGCCUCCGCCGAAGCGAGGCCGCAGCACCUCUAACGCCUCCAGCGACAUCUCCAUCCAGCUCAACCAGGCCCCCCCACAGCAGCCCAAAAGUGGCCACCACGGGCAGGGCAGCCCCCCCUCUGGGUCUUCAUCUGCAGGGAGCUACCAGAUGCCCCCACAGUCUGCUGUCUACUCCACACACACCCUCACCAGGUCGCACGGCUCACACCCCCAAGGCCAGGCUCUCCCCAUGGCCAUGCCUCCAUCGCCUGUACCACCCCCUCACUAUCACACACACAUGCACAUGAGCGCCUCCCCCUGUUAGGAAACGGGAGCAUUAGGGAGGGAAGGAGAGACACUGACUCCUCAUAAUCACUUAUUCUGUACUUUUAGAUGUGGAUGAGAGUAAAUACUGAGCUUGGAGCACAGACCAUUUAAGAUGAAGCGGACGGAGAGGUGAUAAAACGUGAUAAAAUGUAGCUUUGGAACAAAUAAACCAAGGACAAAGGAGGUGAUGGAGAUUGUAAGGAAGGAUUUAACAGGAUUGUGGAGAUGUGACAGACACUGUGAUGGACAGAGAAAAAUAUAAACAGGGGAUGAGUGGAAAAGGAAAAAUAUUAAUUCAAUUUUUCAUAACAGAAAAAGGAAAACAAGUGUUUCUUAGAAAGACUUUAGAGGUUAGGUUGAGUGACAGAGGAGGUAUAGGGGAGGGAGAGAGAGGCAGGGAGAGCGAGGGGCUGCGGUAUAAUGUGAAGAUACCGCAGUGCUGCAGGAAAUUUGUAUGCACUUGGAAAUGUACAAUGCAAAACACUGAUCACACAGACUGAGUGCACAUAGUUUUAUACAUGCAUAAAUCAAAAGAAAACAUGGACUACGAACCUUUUACCAAAAGGUAAAUGUGGUAAAAUAUAUUUGUGUCUUCUCUGAAUUUCUUACAUCAUCAAUCCAGUUUCAUAACUCACAAUGUCAAAAUAGUAUUAUUAAUAUAGUUAAUUAAAAACAUUAGUUUAACAAUAGAUUAAUUCUGGAGUGAGAACACUGUAUGUGAAUGUUGUUAAUAUUUGUAAAAGAAAAAAAUAACACAGACAGAAAUGGAAGAUGUUCUGAAAUAUCACAAGGAGAAAUCUACUCGAUGUUUUACAUAUUUGUUUAAGAUUCAAAUUUCUAAACUUCUUGAAUAUAAAAUCGCACAUGAGGACUAUUAAUAUAGCUGUUGUAAAUUAUAAAUGAAGCUUUGGCACAAGUCACAUCAAGAACAUUUCUGACUCAUUCUGCUUUGGAUGAAGACUGCAACAGGCCAUGGUGAGAAGGAGGAACCAGCGACCCUGGUGGUCUGAUGCCCUCUACUGGUCACUGUUCUCCUCUGACCUUGGAUCAGCUUUGGGGGCAAAGGUCACGACUUCUACGGGCACUCUUCCUUCCUCAGUGACCUCCACUGUGUGUUUGUUGUUGGUGCAGCACAAAUGAGUUGGACUGAAGCUGGUGAAUGUUAGAAGAAACAAGACAUGCCAUUUUGAACUGCACAUGGAUCAAGAGUUAUGCUUUAAAAACUGGUUAGAAGUAUUUUUAAAAGCUUUAACGCUGUUGGUAUAUCUAGAUAACUCACAUGAUGAAAGUAUUAAUUACAUUUGCACUCACUGCUCAAAGGACAAUUACACUGUUUGUGAAACGCAGGUCCUUUUUACAUAGACAAAGAGACCCCUGCUUUAUUCCAAUGUUUUCAUUGGCUAUCUGAGCCAAAGGUUUCUAGAGUAUCUGAAAAAAUAUGUUUUAAUGUAAUUAUAUACUGACCUCUGUUUAUUUUAAGGAUCACCUGAUGAGAAUUCUUACUUUAGGUCAAUCUGAUUAUCUUCUCGAUUUCAUGUUUUAUCUAGGAAAUGUAAGAAAAUAUUAAAAAAUUGUCAUUGUUAUGGCCCACAACUUAAUAUAAUGUAUUUAAGCUGCUUGUUUAAUUUGACCAACAGUACAAAGAUCAUAUCAUAUUUGAGAAUCGGAAAGCAGAAAAGACUAGCUAUAGAAUAUUAGCUUACAGGUGGAAACAUUUAUUAUUCAGGUGUUUCAGAUGAUCAGACAUGGGUCAGAGUAGCACUUCCUUUAACAUUGUGGGGGCUUUGUGGGACGUUUAAGCCUACUUUGCUGUGCACUUUAACCAUAUGAUGCUUUAUGUUUCUUAUUAUAAUAUUUUCAGAUGCUUUGAAACCGAGUUUCUCUUAAAUAUUGUAUAGCGUCUCAAAGAUGCAUUCUAAGCAGGACCUGUGUAUCAAAAACUGUUUUAAUAUAGAUAGUUUAUUUCGUUUAUUGUUUUUAAGGCACAUCAUGGAUAUGUCGAUAAUAUAUAUCUCUGUAAUGAGAAUUAAACCACCGUGUCAUUGUUUAGCGGCUGGUUUUCAUUAUCACUGUGAUGCUAAAGAGAGAGGGAAACACACAGAUGUCCUACAGAAUGUGUGGGAUGAAAGUCUUACAAACAUACGGGGGAGAAUAUAAAGUGAGAUCGAGGAGAUAUCGUCACAUUUUCGCCUUUUUGCGGACGUUUUGUUGAUCAAGCAUGUGGUUUUUCAACACCGCCCUUCUUUUUGUUUAUGUAGUCGCACAAAUUCAUAUUGAGAUGAAGUCCAGUGAAGCUGCAGCCUUCUGUUGUUGCCUCUGCUGUUACAGUAGUGCUUAAGUUCCCUGCUCAAGGUUUAUACACACAUCCAGCCGAUGUGUACUAACAUUAGCAUCGAUUUGGAAUGAUGUUUGUCCCCACCUAAACUAAUAAAUCCAGUAUUCAUUUUCCUUUCAGCUCUGGUAUUGGUUUUCACCAACUCCUGAGGGAAAUAUUUGUCUCUUUAGCUGCUAAAUGCUCCACUGGGUUGACCAGCUACUCGCUAAUUUGUCUGUCUUUCAUUUGGCGCUGAGCAGGUAGUGUGUAGCAGCUGCCUGAUGCAAGCUGCUUUGAGAGCAAUGAGGAUGAACCAGACAUAGAGUUUAGAGUUUCUAGUUAAUUACAAGAACGAGCUGUAAGAUGCUACUGAAGAGCUGAGGUGUCAGGUAAUAUGUUUUAAAGGGUUGCAACUUGUUUUUCCUCUUUAUGAUUACAUAAAAGGAUGUAGCUGUGCUUGAUCUGCAGAAAGCCUGGACUUCUUUCAUAUAACCAUCUUUGUAAAGAAAAAGAAUAUGGGUAAAACAAAUGCUUUUCAAUGCUUUAAUGGAACUGAUGCUGUAUAAUCUUGAGUUACAUAAGUCAAUAGCAGUUGUGAUUAAGAUCACUUUUCUUGAAAGUGUUGACAUCUGUCACUCACUUUCCUCUUAACAUGAAUAAAACUUUCAACAUGGGUUCAUUUCACCCUGUUA
Messenger RNA from Notothenia coriiceps (black rockcod), 4209 nucleotides. RefSeq names its product calcium channel, voltage-dependent, gamma subunit 7b (gene cacng7b). Gene Ontology annotation, molecular function: channel regulator activity; voltage-gated calcium channel activity. The record is from RefSeq and is a predicted model, not a curated record. The coding region runs from base 260 to 1201 and encodes 313 amino acids. The transcript is spliced from 5 exons. Gene Ontology annotation, biological process: calcium ion transport; regulation of AMPA receptor activity; neurotransmitter receptor internalization. Gene Ontology annotation, cellular component: AMPA glutamate receptor complex; postsynaptic density membrane. NCBI's taxonomy places the organism in Eukaryota, Metazoa, Chordata, Actinopteri, Perciformes, Nototheniidae.